CAACAAUCGAGUAGGCGCAUCCUUAGAAUCGGCUCAACAUCUGCGUGCAAAGCUCUGACACUCUUGUCACCAUGGAGCAGCAGGUGCAUAAGCCCCAUAGGAAGGCGAAAGAGAAGAAGAAACAUACGGGCGAUCGCAACCCCAAAGCUUUCGCCUUUAACGCUCCUGGAAAACUCCUCAAACAAGUCGCCCGAUCCUCUGAUAUCAAAGAAAAACGCCUCCAUGUUCCCCUCGUCGAUAGAUUGCCUGACGAGCCGCCUCCAAGGCUCGUCACCAUCGUUGGACCCCCCGGAGUGGGAAAGACGACGCUGCUGAAAUCACUGAUCAGAAGAUAUGCCAAGGAAACCAUCACAGACCCUCAGGGGCCCGUGACGGUGGUCACCUCCAAGAAGCAGCGGUUAACCUUCGUCGAAUGUCCCGGCGAACUCGAGGCUAUGGUCGACAUGGCCAAAAUCGCCGAUGUGGUUCUACUCAUGAUCGACGGAAACUAUGGCUUCGAGAUGGAGACGAUGGAGUUCCUCAACAUCCUCGCCGCGACCGGCAUGCCAGGCAAUGUCUUCGGCAUUCUCACACACCUCGACCUGUUCCGCAAACCCCAAGCCCUCAAAGAAGCCAAGAAGCGACUGAAGCGCCGGUUAUGGAGCGAGCUAUACCAGGGCGCCCACCUCUUCUAUCUCUCCGGCGUCCUCAACGGCCGCUAUCCCGACCGCGAGAUUCACAACCUCUCCCGCUACCUUUCCGUCAUGAAGAACCCACGUCCCCUCGUGUGGAGAAAUUCACACCCAUACACGAUUGUUGAUAGUUACCGGGACGUCACACAUCCGACCAAAAUAGAAGAGGAUCCCAUGUGCGACAGGACGGUCGUAUUUUCAGGAUACCUGCGAGGCACAAACUUUGCCGCGCAGGGACAGAGGGUACACAUUCCCGGACUCGGCGACUUUUCCGUCUCCACCGCUGAGGUCUUGCCGGAUCCUUGCCCUACCCCUGCCAUGGAGCAGGCUGCUGCCAAGCUCACCGGCAAAGCCCCGCGACGCCGGCUCGACGAGAAGGACAAGAAACUACACGCGCCCAUGUCCGACCGCAGCGGACUGAAAAUCGAGGGGGAUGCCAUCUGGAUCACGAAACAAAGGGGCUUCACAUUCGAAAAGGAUGCCGACGUGGAGCGGGGAGAGGGCGAAGAGAUGAUCAUAGAUUUGCAAGGAGAGCGGAAGCUUCUCGGCCAGACCGACGAAGGCGUGCAGCUCUUCAAAGGCGGCGAGCAGAUCAAACGCGUGGACGACGAGGACGAGCAGAAUACGGGGAGGAAAACCCACCGGAAACCACGGUUGGCACAGCGCGACGACGACGACGACGGCUCGGAAGGAGAAGGACCUGAGGACGAAGGGUUUGUCAGCGGGGACGACGAAGGCGACUCGGAAGUCGAGACCGAAUUUGACGAGGCGAAGCUGGGCAAGCUCUUCAAAUCGGAUGCUGACAAGAACGGCGCCGACGAAGAUGUCGCUUUUGCCGAGAGUGAUUCAGACCUCGGCUCCAUGUCGGGUUCGGACAACGAUUUCGACGACGAGUGGGACGGUGAAGAUGACGAUCUCGGUGACGAUUUGGGCUCCGACGAAGAAGCCGCGGCGUUGAAGUGGAAAGAGAACAUGGCAGAGCGGGUGAAGAAACUGCACAAGAGACGUUCAUACUACACCCCGGAUCUCGCCAGGUUUCUCUACGAUGAUUCUUUGACCCCUAAGGAGUUGCUGAAGAGGUGGAGAGGAGACAACGACGACGAGGAAGCGGAAGAGGAAGACAUCGAGGCCUCGGACGAUGAAGAGUUCUUUAAAAAGGCCAAGCGCGAAGACGAGGACCUGGUGGAGGACCGGUCGAUACCCCAGUAUGACUACGAGGAUUUGGCAGCGAAAUGGUCCUUGGAGGAAAACGUCGAAGCGCUACGAAAGAGAUUCACCUCGACAGCGUUAUCGCGAGAGAACGGGGCGGGGGGCGGCGACGAAGAUGACGAAUUUGAGGGCAUCGAGGACGAGGAAGACGGGGACGAGGACGACGAAGGAGAUGGCGUGUUCGAAGACCUCGAGACCGGAGAAAAGCAUGGCCCCGAAGCGUCAGCCGCCGAGCCGGCAUCGCUCGAGGACGAACGCGCGAAAAACGCUCGUCGAAAAGAAGAGCUGAAACUUCGUUUCGAGGAGGAAGACCGCGAAGGCUUCUUGAACGACAAGGCCAAUGCUAGACGCGAGGCAGGAGAGGAGCAAGAAUUCGGCGAAGACGACUGGUAUGAUGCGCAGAAGGCCAUGAUCCAGAAGCAGCUGGACAUCAACAAAGCCGAGCUGGAGAACUUGGAUGAACGACAACGGGUCGGCGUUGAAGGAUACAAAGCGGGCAAAUAUGGUAAAAUCGUCAUCGAGGGCGUCCCCGCAGAGUUCGUCGAGAAGUUCCAGCCGCGGAUGCCCUUGAUUCUGGGCGGCUUAUCGGCAACCGAAGACCGGUUCGGAUAUGUGCAGGUCAGGUUGAAGAAGCAUCGCUGGCACAAGAGGAUCCUGAAGACGAACGAUCCCCUCAUCUUCUCCCUCGGAUGGCGGAGGUUCCAGACGCUUCCCAUCUACAGCACCACGGAUUCCCGAACGCGGAAUCGGAUGCUGAAGUACACGCCGGAGCACAUGCACUGCUUUGCCACCACAUACGGGCCCCUUGUCGCCCCGAAUACGGGUUUCGUAUGCUUCCAGUCUUUCUCCCCGGAAAACCCGGGCUUCCGGAUCGCCGCGACGGGCACCGUCUUGAGUGUCGAUGAAUCUACGGAGAUCGUGAAAAAGCUCAAGCUUACCGGUACGCCGGAUAAGAUCCACAAGAACACGGCCUUUAUCAAGGGCAUGUUCAACAGCCCUCUGGAGAUCGCCAAGUUCGAAGGGGCUUCCAUCAAGACGGUGUCGGGCAUCCGCGGCCAGAUUAAGCGCGCGCUGUCCAAGCCGGAGGGUCACUUCCGCGCGACGUUUGAAGACAAGAUCCUCUUCAGCGACAUCGUCUUCCUCCGGGCGUGGUACCCGAUCAAGCCGCACCGGUUCUACAACCCGGUCACCAACCUGAUCGGGUGGCAGGCGAUGCGGCUGACGGGGGAGAUCCGGCGGGACCAGGGCAUCGCGACGCCGCAGCUCAAGAACAGCCAGUACCGGGCCAUCGAGCGGCAGACGCGCCACUUCAACCCGCUGCGCGUGCCCCGGGCGCUGGCGGCCGAGCUGCCGUUCAAGUCGCAGAUCGUGCAGGCCAAGAAGCAGAAGAAGGACACGUACAUGCAGAAGCGGGCGGUCGUGUCCAGCAAGGAGGACAGGCGGGUGAAGACGCUGAUGCAGCAGCUGGCGACGAUUCGGAACGAGAAGGUCGCCAAGCGGGCGGUGAAGAAGGAGGAGCACCGGGCCAAGUAUCGCAAGAAGGUGGACGCGUCGGAGGAGAAGAAGGAGGCUCGGGAGAAGAAGGAAAGCAAGGAGUUUUGGAGGAAGAACGGCAGGAAGCGGCAGGCUAUGGAGGAGGGGGGUGGCUCCAACAAACGGCGCAGGUAG
This is a messenger RNA of Sodiomyces alkalinus F11, 3548 nucleotides long. Its product is annotated as ribosome biogenesis protein BMS1. Bases 72 to 3548 code for a protein of 1158 amino acids. The transcript has 3 exons. Gene Ontology annotation, cellular component: 90S preribosome; nucleus. NCBI's taxonomy places the organism in Eukaryota, Fungi, Ascomycota, Sordariomycetes, Glomerellales, Plectosphaerellaceae. The record is from RefSeq and is a predicted model, not a curated record. Gene Ontology annotation, molecular function: U3 snoRNA binding; GTPase activity; GTP binding. Gene Ontology annotation, biological process: maturation of SSU-rRNA from tricistronic rRNA transcript (SSU-rRNA, 5.8S rRNA, LSU-rRNA); ribosome biogenesis; endonucleolytic cleavage of tricistronic rRNA transcript (SSU-rRNA, 5.8S rRNA, LSU-rRNA).